GUGUAUAAUACAACAUUAGUAUGUUUUGGAGGCCGACUGUCUGACAAACAAUUCUCAACAAAUAUCACAUGUUAUGAAAUAAAUGAAUUGAAAUCAUCGGUUAGCAGUUUUUCUCUUGAUGAACCACAAAUUACUGACUGUGAAGACAUCUAUCCAGAUGAUAUAUCCAGACAAUCAUUUUCCUUCCCUUAUCUGAAACCAGUUGUCAUACCGAAUUUACAGCAAAUGCCUUCGAUAAGGAAAGGUUUUGGAGCUGUCAGUUUGGAGGAUAAAAUAUACCUUUUUGGUGGGAGACCAAAAUGUUCACUGCAAACAGGUGAAAUUUAUGACAUGUCGAAUGGUAUGUGGUUACCAGGACCAAAAUUAAAUACUGGACGAAGUUGGUAUGGUCUAGCUGAGCUUGAUGGAUUAAUAUACGCCGUUGGAGGUGUCGGAGAGGAAGGGAAGUGGACCGUCGGAAGAAAUGUCUUCAAUUAUGCAGAAGAGACUUCAGCAAAGAAGAGUUUCCUUUCUGUCAUAUCAUUCAUAGCUCUUCUAAACAGCUAAUAGUGUUUAUUGAAUACUGAGUUGAGGUUGUAUUAUUAACGUAGCACUUGAAAAAGAAACGAGGUUCUAGACGGAGAAAUAUCAAGUUAUAACAGAUGAGUUGGUAAAAAUUAAAUAAGGGGAAGAAAGGGUAUGACAAGACAGGAAUUAACUUUGAAGUUUUGUUAAAGGAAGGUUGAUUUCGAAGAAACUUUACUGAUAUAAGUCAACCAAAGAACUAUUGGCCUUUUCAUGUAAACUGAACAGCUGUUUCGUCCUAGUUUGUAUGUAAGUAUACACUGUUGAACAGUCCCUCAGUAAACUUUAACUACUUUAAAGUACUUCUUAGUUUGUUCUGAUGCCUACUUAUUUGAUCUAAAUUCUUGAUAAAAACUCUUUUGAAUCUAGGUGUCCCUUGUUUCCAGGCUUGAAGCAUACACAUACAUAUGCGAGUUUCAAGCCUGAAGUACCGAACUACCAAUGUCUGGGUUAUGCAUAAGUUAUGUAGCUGCAGUUCUUUGAAACCACUUGAGUUGACAUCGUAGGUUAUUUUCAGAAGUGACUGUGAAGGAGUUAGGUGGUCGGAUAUUAAUGGCAUAAUUGAUUUUACACUCUACCUUUGACGAACAAACGAGAUAGUGUUUUAUGAUGAGUUUGGAAUGUGUAGGUUUCGUCAAAUAUGCUGGACUGACCUGACAGUAGGAAGUACUUUUGUUGAUAUAUAUUGGAGUAAUUCAUAUCUCCAUAUUACUUUUGAUGUAUGCAUACCUGACUUUCUGACUAUCAAAGAAUAUCUAAAGUUCAGCAAAAACGUAUAGUAGAUAAAAGAGCGCGUUUGGAUUACGCAUCAUUUUAUCAGGGUUAAUAAAAGUCCACCUAGUAUGUUUCGCGAAACACUUUGACAAUCAAAAAUCAUAUUAUCCGAAAUAAAAUGAAGUACUUGGAGAUGAAUAAAAAUGAGAAAACUCUAGUUUAGUUACUAGCCAGCCAACGAGACCAGAUAAAGAAUGAAACUCAAUUACCACUUCAGUUAAUUUCCUGAUUCAUCAUCGCUGAAAUCACUGUGACGUGAGUGCGUCUGUCCCUCUGAUAUAGUCAUAUCAAAAUGGAAUAUCUUAAAGGUUAAUAAUUUCUAUUUAAAUAUAAUCCAUUUAAACGAUUAUUUUUAUACGCUGAAUACCUUUUCAACAGGAUCAGCAUUAUCGUCUGUAGAAAUGUUAGACCCACGAAUUGAGAAGUGGCAUCCAUUGUCACCAAUGUUAAGACCACGAUUUGGUUUCGGUAUCUGCUCUACAAAAGAAGGGAUAGCAGUUGUCGGUGGCGUCAAUGACCAAACUAUUGAACUGUAUGAUACUAGAUACGGGAUUUGGCAACCACUAGUGAAAAUGGAGGAAGUAAGAGAAGCUUCAAGUGUUUUUUGGUACAAUGACUGUAUUUACAUAUGUGGCGGAGCGAAUGGAGCGGGUUGUGUAAAUCGAAUGGAUAUUUUUUCCAUGAAAGCUGGAGAAUGGAACCAGGGAAAUCAAUGAUUUUACACCGUGCAUUUACAGCUACACGUAUGUGGAAUGAUUAUGUCUUUUUGAUCGGGGAAGAAAUAAUGCAGAGCCAUCAAAUUUGAUCCUAGCAUAUAACUUAAAAACAAAUGAAUGGGCUGUACUACCACAAACCUUACCGUAUUUCGCUUCAAGCUGUUGUGCAAUAACUACAAAUGUUCUGUAAAUGACAACUGUAUUUCUUCUAAAAGUUAACCUAUUAAUUGCAAUAAGUGUUUGUAAUUAUUUUCUAUCAAACUUUCUAGUUAUACUUACCUAGUUAGUGUAAUUUUGUAAAAAAGAGAUUAAACUCUAGCUAAUAGUUUUUGAUAUGCCAUAAAAUUAUUUGAUUCUUUC
Heterobilharzia americana is the source of this 2414-nucleotide messenger RNA. Lineage: Eukaryota; Metazoa; Platyhelminthes; Trematoda; Strigeidida; Schistosomatidae. The record is from the annotation of a GenBank genome assembly.